This is a messenger RNA of Colletotrichum aenigma, 1347 nucleotides long. It is a transcript of the gene GCR1-1, whose product is annotated as G-protein coupled receptor 1. The coding region runs from base 1 to 1347 and encodes 448 amino acids. Gene Ontology annotation, cellular component: plasma membrane. Gene Ontology annotation, molecular function: G protein-coupled receptor activity. The record is from RefSeq and is a predicted model, not a curated record. The transcript is spliced from 3 exons. Gene Ontology annotation, biological process: adenylate cyclase-activating G protein-coupled receptor signaling pathway; cell surface receptor signaling pathway. NCBI's taxonomy places the organism in Eukaryota, Fungi, Ascomycota, Sordariomycetes, Glomerellales, Glomerellaceae.
AUGGAUCAACCAGAAGAGAAAGUCAGCCUGGACAAAGGCGACCUCGAUCUUCUCAGCAUUAUUGAACGUACGUGUUCGGUAUUUUCGCUGCUGGGAUGCGUCUUCAUCAUCGUCACGUUCUGCUCGUCGAGAGCGUUCCACAAGCCAAUCAACCGCCUCGUCUUCUUUGCGUCGUUUGGCAACAUGAUGACCAACGUCGGUACACUUAUGGCGAGGUCAUACAUUGAGUCGCCAUUGUCGCCGGGCUGCCAGCUUCAGGCGUUUCUGAUCCAGAUGUUCAUGCCAGCCGAUGCAUUUUGGACGCUGACCAUGGCCAUCAACGUCUACCUGACCUUUUACUUCAAGUUCGACGCCGAGAGACUCCGCAAGAUGGAGAUCCCGUACCUCAUCUCAUGCUACGGCAUCCCCUUUGUCCCGGCUUUGACCUACGUCUUUGUUACCAAUGGGCAGGGCCAGAGGGUGUACGGAAACGCAACCCUCUGGUGCUGGGUGACGCCGGAUUGGGAAAUCUGGCGCAUCCUGACGUUUUACGGACCUGUUUGGAUCGCGAUAUUAAUCACGUUCUUCAUCUACAUCCGAGCGGGCCGCGAAAUCUACCAGAAGCGCAAGCAGCUUCACAACUUUAGCUCUUCCGAUCCGGACCAUCUCAACUCCUUUCAUGAUGCCCUCACUUCGAUGAAAACCACCGAGGUGUACGUCACGUCGGAAACGAUUGAGCAGCCCAGCGGCUCCGUCGGGCUUGGGUCGAUGGCAAGGCGUGAUGGAUCAGACGCUGGAUCGAUGCCGCGCAUGCCCGACGCCGCUUACUCUGUCAGCAUCUCUGCCAACCACCACGAACGCCGCGAGUCUCACGGCGACGCCGUUCUCCCAGCAGAGAGCAUCACCAUCGAAGCCAACCCCGCCCAGCGCCCGGUGAACUCGGCCAGGCGACGCAACUACGAGGUCAACAACGCCGCUUGGUCGUACACCAAGUGCUCCAUCCUCUUCUUCACCGUCAUCCUCAUCACCUGGGUCCCGUCGAGCGCCAACCGCGUGUACUCGGUCAUCCACGCAAAAGAGUCAUCGACGCCGCUCGCCUUCAUGAGCGCCUUCGUCCUGCCCCUCCAGGGAUUCUGGAACGCCUUGAUCUACGUGGUGACGUCGUGGAAGGCCUGCAAGACCCUCUGGACCGACAUUCGGUAUGCGUCCCGGCGGCCAGACGUCACGGAGCUUGUCGGCAGCUUCCGCCACAGCGACCAGUUCAAAAUUCCGAGCCCUAAUCGCAGGAACAAGACGUACGAGAGCGAAAGCAUCACGGAGCUCACGAACAGCCGACCCUGCUCCAACGACCAGGCCUCGCGGUCAUGA